This is a messenger RNA of Cryphonectria parasitica EP155, 1475 nucleotides long. RefSeq lists its product as uncharacterized. The record is from RefSeq and is a predicted model, not a curated record. NCBI's taxonomy places the organism in Eukaryota, Fungi, Ascomycota, Sordariomycetes, Diaporthales, Cryphonectriaceae. Gene Ontology annotation, cellular component: cytoplasm. Bases 375 to 1040 code for a protein of 221 amino acids. Gene Ontology annotation, molecular function: carbonate dehydratase activity; zinc ion binding. Gene Ontology annotation, biological process: cellular response to carbon dioxide; carbon utilization; cellular response to oxidative stress. The transcript has 2 exons.
GCCCCAGCGAGGACCCUUUCUCCCGUAGCGCGCACCCCACAGACGGGUUGCCCCGCGCUAAAGAAGCCUAGCAAGCCUAGGAGCGAGCUGAGGAGGAGCCAAGCAGCACUAAAUUGAAAAAGAAGCUGAGAGCUUUUCCUCAUCAAGCUCGAUUAGGCUUGAUAAGAGCAGUGUCGAUCGUCAUCGUCAACAGAACCAAUAGCAGCAGCAUCAGCAGUAUCAGCGCCAUCAGCAGCAUCAGCAGCCACAGCAUCAUCCACCUCCCAAUCAACGCACGACGGGACUGCAGCUCGCACUCACACUGCCACAAUAAAACCAACCCUUCCUCCAGCUCCACCACCACCAGCACCCUGCAAAGUCGCCAGCUCAGCACCAUGAGCGAGAAAGAAAUGUCGCAAUACCUCAAAGAGACGCACGAUCGCGUCUUCGAACACAACACGCGCUGGGCCGCCGAGAAGCGCGCAGCGGACCCAGACUUCUUCUCGCGCCUCACGGCCGGCCAGUCGCCCGACUACCUCUGGAUCGGGUGCAGCGACUCGCGCAUCCCCGCCGAGCAGAUCACAGGCCUGGAGCCCGGCGAGGCCUUUGUGCACCGCAACAUCGCCAACCUGGUGUGCAACGUCGACCUCAACGCCAUGGCGGUGCUUAACUAUGCCGUCGAGCACCUCGGCGUCAAGCACAUUGUCGUGUGCGGCCACUACGGCUGCGGCGGCGUCAAGGCUGCCAUGACCCCCAAGGACCUGGGCCUGCUCAACCCCUGGCUGCGCAACAUCCGCGACGUCUAUCGCCUGCACGAGAAGGAGCUGGACACCAUCGCCGACGAAAAUGCCCGCUACGACCGCCUCGUCGAGCUGAACGUCAUUGAGCAGUGCAGGAACGUCAUGAAGACCGCCGCCGUCCAGAAGAGCUACAGCGAGAAGCAGUUCCCUAUCGUCCACGGCUGGGUCUUUGGCUUCAAGGAUGGCCUGCUCAAGGACCUCAAGUUUGACUUUGCCUCCACCCUCAAGGACAUCCAGAAGAUCUACAACCUGACCGACUAGGCGUCGUUUGAGGGGUGUGGGUCGGCUGGCCCUCCUGCAGGAGAAGAGAGAGAGGAGGGGGCCACAACAGAAAAAGAAGGAGAAGAGAGGAAGAGCAAAAAGAAGAAGGAGGGGAACCGGAGGACGAUAACAAUCAUUGUUUCCCGAGUGAGGACGUAUUUGGUUGGUAACUGACAGCAGAGAUAGAGAGAGAGAGAGAGAGGAAGAGAGAAAUGGUUGUCGCCAUCAGGCAGAUGACAAGGGAUUCUCCCGUUGUGGGACCUCCUUGCCCAGCGAUACGAUCCGGCCAUCGGGCACCGAAGAUGAAGGAGGGCCACCACAGGUUUCUUGACAUGGUCCGAAUAAUCAGGCGAGGCUUUACAAUUCGAUAGAUCAGUUCAGUGAUUUCAACUGCCGACUAGUCCAAUGCGUACUGCUUGCAGGCAUACACACACC